This is a messenger RNA of Penicillium maclennaniae, 1839 nucleotides long. Its product is annotated as acyclic terpene utilization AtuA family protein. The record is from RefSeq and is a predicted model, not a curated record. The transcript has 2 exons. Lineage: Eukaryota; Fungi; Ascomycota; Eurotiomycetes; Eurotiales; Aspergillaceae. Bases 1 to 1839 code for a protein of 612 amino acids.
AUGGAAUCGUUUCACACCUCAUCUGCUCCCAGAAGGCCGAUCCGCAUCGGCGGCGCCAGUGGCGGAUUUACGGAUCGGCAACGGAGCAUUCUAUCCUUUGCUAAAGACAACGAUGUCGAUAUUAUCAUCGGGGACUGGAUGAGCGAGAUGACGAUGCAGUGGCAUGGUGCGGAAAAAGCUGAUCGGGCCAAGUCGAACGACACAGAUGGCGAUCAUGCUCCAAGCUUUGAUCCGUCUUUCAUGGGCACGUUGGCUCCCGCCCUCCCGUACCUACAGCAGCGCCGUAUCAAAGUCGCGGUGAAUGCGGGUGCAAGUGAGCCCGACAAGCUAGCAGAAUUGGUCAUCGCUGCCAUCAAGGAGCAGGAUCUGGAUCUCAAAGUCGCCUGGGUCCAGGGGGAUGAGGUAAUGGAUGUUGUUCAGCGGCUGAUGAAGCAAGGCGAGAAGUUCGAGAACAUCUGCUUCGGUGGAAAUCUGGAAGACUGGGCAUUCGAACCGAUCGCUGCACAAUGUUACCUCGGCGGCGCUGGGGUUGCGGAUGCCCUUCGAGCGGGAGCGGAUAUUGUGAUCUGUGGGAGGGUCUCGGACCCAGCGCCAGCAGUCGGGGCGGCGAUGUGGUGGCACGGCUGGGACCGCAACAAGGAUUUUGAUGAACUGGCCGGCUCUCUCGUCGCGGGCCAUCUGAUCGAGUAUCUUUUCGACGGGUGUGAAAAUAUCGGCUUCCCGAUCGCUGCAAUCAACCACGAUGGAACCUUCACAUUGGAGAAAGAGCCGGGCACCGGCGGAGAAAUAUCCGUUGGGACGGCAACAUCUCAGUUGUUGUAUGAGAUCCAGGGCCCUCGUUAUUAUGGCUCCGAUGUCGUGGCACUUCUCGAAGGUAUCGAGAUGCGGCAGCUUGCCAAGGACGAGGUCCUCGUGACGGGGGUAAAGGGAAGUCGGCCGCCGACAACGACGAAGGUUGGUAUCACGGCCAGGGGGGGAUACCAGGCUGAGUUUCACUACUACAUGUGCGGCCUGGAUCUCAAGGAGAAAGCUGUGUGGACCGAGCGACAGAUACGGCACAGCAUGGGCAAGAAUGUGUCCAAAUUCUCAUGCCUUAAGUUCAGUCUCAAUGGGUGGUGUCAGGAGAAUCCAAUGAAUCAAGCAGUGGCAACUGCUGACUUCCGCAUCUUGGCUCAAACGAAGGACAAGGAGUUACUUGGGACUGGGUCAAUGGUCGGAUUUCAGAGAUGGUGCUUGGAGAAUUUCUUACAGAGUGCACCCGGAGCGAGCAUCGAAAAUGACCUGCGACAGUGUACUGGAAAAGAAUUUUUCGAAUAUUGGGUCGCUCUGAUCCCCCAGUCAGAGAUUACCCACAUGGUGAAUCUGUCCUGGUCGGGUCACUCAAUCCCAGUGCCUCCUGCAACAAAUCUCCAGGAUUAUGGCGGGACAUAUGCAACAAGGCAGUGGAGCUACGAGACCAAGGAACCGGUCGAUAUGACUUCGUUCGGACCAACGACCAGCGGACCCCUGGGGUGGAUUGCCCUGGGGCGCUCAGGGGACAAAGCUUCGGAUGCGAAUACGGGAUUCUUCGCGCGAAACGACGACGAAUGGCACUGGCUGCGCUCAUUGCUCACGGUAGCUAAGAUGAAGGAAUUGCUGGGUCCUGAAUAUAACGGGCAGCCUAUCGACCGAUUUGAGAUGCCAGCAAUUCGCGCGGUGCACUUCCUGCUCCACGAUCAUCUUGACCGGGGCUGGAGUGCUACUAGCACCUAUGAUGGCCUGGGGAAGAACGUUUGUGAGUACAUCAGGGCGAAACAUGUCGAAAUUCCGAACAUCUUCAUAGAGAAAGGCAAAGUGUAA